Molecule: messenger RNA, 994 nt
Organism: Arachis duranensis
Lineage: Eukaryota; Viridiplantae; Streptophyta; Magnoliopsida; Fabales; Fabaceae
Product: transcription initiation factor TFIID subunit 7
Exons: 6
Coding region: 253-861 (202 amino acids)
Biological process (GO): RNA polymerase II preinitiation complex assembly; transcription initiation at RNA polymerase II promoter
Cellular component (GO): transcription factor TFIID complex
Molecular function (GO): RNA polymerase II general transcription initiation factor activity
Source: RefSeq, a predicted model, not a curated record
CGAGGGUUAUUUAUUUACAUUCGCUGAUCGCACCUCUCUCUCUCUCUCUCUGUUCGCUGUUCAUCUCCACCGGAGAGUAACCGCUGUCGCCACCGUUCGUUGUGCCUCCGUCACCGUCGCUCCGUUUAUCGUGCCUCUAUCGCCAUCGACCAUCUCUGUUCAUCCAAUCUCGUCCAUCAGCUGGUUGCCGUCCUUCCGUGGUCGCGCUCCUUGUUCGCUCCAGGUCUCAUCAUCAGAUAUUCAGAUCCAGUUAUGGAGGAGCAAUUCAUACUUAGAGUUCCUCCUAGUAUCGCGGAGCGGAUAGAGCGUCUUUUAAAUGAAGGCAAUGAUGCUUCUUCAUCUUCCGAAGACAAGUCAUUAGAUCUGUCAUUUUCCGAGGAUGGUAGAAGUGGCACCUUUGUAAUUGGGAAUGAACAUUUUCCUGCAUCUCUGUUGGACCUUCCUUGUGUCGUUGAAUCCUACAAAACUUAUGAUGAUAACUCUUUGAUUAAGACUGCAGAUAUUGGGCAGAUGAUUAUGGUGAGGGAAUCUGGUGACGCAGCUCCUGAUGUAAUUGAGUACAGACAUGGCCUCACCCCUCCCAUGAGAGAUGCCCGCAAGCGUAGAUUUCGCCGAGAACCUGAUCUCAAUCCUGAGCUUGUCUCCCGUGUUGAGAAAGAUCUUCUCAAAAUUAUGGCAAGAGGAACAGCUGACAAUCUUGAUGUGGAAGCAGCUGAGCAAGAUGAAGGGGAUGAGAAUGCUCGAGGUGUCAGGAAAAAACCUGCACAAACACCUGCACCUAAAAAUGAUGUUCCGGAAACACACACAAAUGCUGGAGAGCCUGACAGGAGUGACUCUGAUGAAUCUGAUGAUUCAGUUUGAUCCAAACUAGCUACCAAAGAAAAUUUGCAUCUUUGGCAACCUUGUAUAUUUUAUUUUUCAUGCUAUAUUUGAACUUCGUCCACCAUCUUUCUUAUAAUCAGAUAUAAAUGGAUUUGCCAUCCUACAUUGUGUA